Messenger RNA from Lucilia cuprina (Australian sheep blowfly), 1742 nucleotides. RefSeq names its product membrane-bound alkaline phosphatase (gene Alp5). Gene Ontology annotation, molecular function: alkaline phosphatase activity. Bases 18 to 1592 code for a protein of 524 amino acids. The transcript is spliced from 2 exons. Lineage: Eukaryota; Metazoa; Arthropoda; Insecta; Diptera; Calliphoridae. Gene Ontology annotation, biological process: dephosphorylation. The record is from RefSeq and is a predicted model, not a curated record.
GGUCAGUUCGUGGUAACAUGUUUUCGAAAACUAACGCAGUUUUCGUUUUGACAGCACUCUUGGCUGUAAGUUGUCUUACAUCUGCUUUGCCAAGAUGUGAUCGUGAUGAUGAGGAAUGUAAGGAUCGUAACAUGCAUCCAGAUUUACCUCCUAUGCCUAAGAAAUUCCAGCGUGCCUUGGAGGGUGAAAACUCAAACGAUUAUUGGAGGAAUAUAGCUCAUGACUUUAUUAACAAGCAGUUGAAUACGGCUCCCAAUAAGAAUCGUGCCAAAAAUGUUAUAAUGUUUUUGGGUGAUGGCAUGGGUUUGACCACUAUAGCUGCUGCUAGAAAUCUCUUAGGCGGUGAGGAACAAAAUUUGUCAUUUAACAAAUUCCCACACACCGGUUUGGCGAAAACUUACUCAGUGGAUAAAAUUGUGCCCGAUUCUGCUUGUACCUCUACCGCCUACUUGAGUGGUGUUAAGGCGCAGGAGGGAACUUUAGGUGUUAAUGGUAAUGUGGAUAUGGGUGAUUGUCAAGCAGGUGCAGAUCGCAGUAACUGGGUUUAUUCCAUUGCCAAAUGGGCCCAAGAUGCCGGCAAGGGCACCGGUGUGUUGACCACUACACGUAUAACUCAUGCCUCACCCGGUGGUGUUUAUGCCCAUAUUGCCCAUCGUGAUUGGGAAAACGAUCAAGAAGUCAACGUCGACUGUGGCAUUAACUCUGGAGUUGAGGAUAUAGCCUAUCAAUUGAUUAAAGGUGAGGUUGGCAGUAAAUUGGAUAUUGUUAUGGGUGGUGGUAAAAAGCAUUUCAUCGAUUCUUCACUCUACAAAAAUGGUAAACGCAAGGAUGGUUUGAAUUUGGUGGAAGAAUACAAAAAACAAAGUUCCAAAAACUUAUAUAUUGAGACCAGAGAUGAACUUAUGUCAAGCGAUUUCUUUGAUUAUGAUCGUGUAUUUGGUUUAUAUCAAGAUGAUCAUAUGUUGUAUCAUUUGGAGACAAAUGAAACCACUAACCAACCUACUUUGGAAGAAAUGACACGUAAAGCUAUUGAAUAUUUGUCACGUAAUGAAAAUGGUUAUUUCAUUUUCAUUGAGGGUGGACGCAUUGAUUUGGCUCAUCAUCAGAAUAUGGCUAGAAUAGCCUUAGAUGAGACUGUGGAAUUUAGCAAGGCCAUAGCAGCUGCCCAAGAAAUGACCAAUGAAGAGGAAACUCUCAUUGUGGUGACAGCUGAUCACUCGCAUGCCUUCUCCUACAAUGGUUAUCCAUAUCGUGGUAAGGAUGUGUUUGAUCGCACUCCCGGCACAGCUGAUGAUGGCAUACCCUAUAUGACUUUGAGUUAUGCCAAUGGUCCCAGUUAUGAAAAAUCUUUUGAUACCGACAAAGGUCACCGUAUUGAUCCCACUACUGUGAUAAAUGGUGAUAAAUAUGAUCAAUUCCCUUCAACUCUGCCAUUUGUGGAUGAAACCCAUGGCGGUGAUGACGUUGCUGUUUAUGCUAACGGUCCCUGGUCUCAUUUGUUUAGUGGUGUCUAUGAACAGAAUACUAUUCCUCAUAUUAUGGGUUAUGCCUCUUGUUUGGGUAAUGGUUUAAAAAUGUGCAAUACUAACUAGGGAGUUCCGUAGAGGAAUGAGUGUUUUUUUUAAUUUCAAAAAAGUUAUUAAACUCCAUAAAAUAUUUGAAAAAAUCUAAUUUUUAUUAUUUAUUAUUUCCGUUAUCAAUAAAAAAGACUACUUAACAUUAUAUUAGCAAUGAUAGCAGAA